Messenger RNA from Planococcus citri (citrus mealybug), 3202 nucleotides. RefSeq lists its product as uncharacterized. The record is from RefSeq and is a predicted model, not a curated record. NCBI's taxonomy places the organism in Eukaryota, Metazoa, Arthropoda, Insecta, Hemiptera, Pseudococcidae. The transcript is spliced from 3 exons. The coding region runs from base 171 to 2093 and encodes 640 amino acids.
GAAAUCAUCAGCAGAUAUUUGAAAAUUAAUAAAAAAAAAUUAUUUAAUCAGGAAACUGAUUCCGAUUAUGGAUAGUAGCCAGAUAAUUUGGAAUUGAUUCAAUUUCAAUAAAACUAGUGUACGGAUAAGUUGGAUUUGUUUUUGCUCUGAAUUUUCUUGAUUUGUUCGUCAUGAAAGAAUACAUAAUUUUCAUCUUCUUGCUGGCUAUACAACCGAACCCAGUAUUACUUCAGGGUUCCGAUGAUCUAAAUACUAAUAUACCCAAACCACCUGAAACAUUUUUUCUGGAUGCCUCACAUCAUCUUAAUGAGUUUGAAGAGACGUUGCUAUUCCAUAAUCACCUUUUUGUGGAUAAGACCAUGUUCAUAGAAGAGUUGAUUAGACGACAGUUCGAAUGCGAAGUAAUCAGUCGUCCUUCCCGCUGGGGUAAAACUUUUAAUAUGGCAAUGACGGAAGCCUUUUUCGAUAUACCACAUCACCAAAAUGGCUCAGUUGAUCAUUACAAACGAAACAUGGUCAAAUCAUUUUUCGAAGGCGGAUCUGUAAUUGUGUUACCAGGUAAAAAAUCUUCCAUAGAAACAAAACCUUUGGAAAUUUCUAAAGUGGAACGUGCAAUGAAGGAAAUGGGACGUCAUCCGACAAUAUCCAUUUCCUUGGUCAGCGAUGGUGACACAUUUAACGACUUUAUCAGGAAAUUUGCUGACCAAAUAAGCGAAAUAAUUUCUACUAAAAAUUACGCCUCAUUUUUACCGAAGUACUGUAGAAGAACUGGCCUGCCAAACGCAUGUUACAAACUUUUAAAUAGUACCAAAGAACAGCUCGCUGGUAACCUCGAUACAUUGGAACAUAGCAUAGAAAUAUUAACUAGUCUAUUAUCGAGCCAUUUCAAAUCAGAAACUGUGGUAUUAAUUGACGAUCAUGAUUACCCGUUGAAUCGAAUGCUAUGCAACGAAACUGAUUUUAAGAAAACUGCAGAAUUUUUGAGAAGUUUGUUCACUAGGACAUAUAAAGGUGAGACAUACACUAGCAUAUACUGUAGUGUCGUAACUGGUGUGCUACAAUUACCGAGAUGCGAAAUAUCAUCAGGGAUGGCAUCUUGUUUACGUAGCAGUGUACUAGAACCGCAAUAUAUGCCACAUUUUGGUUUCACCGAGGCAAACGUUCAAACACUAAUUGAAAAAAAUCCUAGCUUUCCGCAUAAUUUGACCGAAUUGAAAACCUGGUACGGUGGCUACACAUUUGGGGAGCAUUACGGGUAUAACCCUCGCUCAAUUCGUGGUUACUUCGAAUCUAAUCGAACGAGCAACUAUUGGAUAACGAGCGUUCCAUUGGGACUUAAUUCGAGUCAUCUGGAUACCCCUCUUCAUCAACUAUUUAUGUUGGAUGAAUAUCAAACAUACGUCCAGCAAUUGUUUGUCAGCAAUAGCCCAUUGCGAGCUGCACUCAGAUCAGAAAUACAUUACCCGAAUGCUGUAACAAGAGACGGGGACACUUUUCUAUCAGCUUUAACAGAAAUGGGAUAUACGACGUGUGAACAAAUAUCCGAAGACGGCUAUAAUGUCCGCAUUCCAAAUAAGGAAGUGCGCGAUCAAUUCAAACAUGCGAUAGGACUAUGGACGAGAAAGCAUUUAAAGGAGAACUUCGACGCGAUAAUGGCAGUUGUUGAUCAAUUUCUGGAGAGUUUCAAACUGAACAAUUUCACCUCAGUUCAAAGCAAUUUCUAUAAGCUGCUGUCAAUAGUCGAGAAAACGACUUCGGCAAAACUCCAUUGCGAUCUUAUUUUCGGACUAUUGGUCCAACUCGAUGAUAAUUGGCAUUUGGAACGAAACUUUGAUGACGUAAUUUUAAUCUGCGGACGAGUACAAUUUAGCUGCUACAUCACAUUAAGAUUGAAGCUCGAUUCAAAUUGUAAAGAUUCCAAUCCAAUGGCAGUGAAGAUGGUGAUACAUGGUAAUUCUACUAUCGAGCAACUUACCACUGAAGCACAAACCGCCGGUACUUCUAUUUACGAGGAACGAGAUAUUCAGGAACAAACUACGAGUAUUUCCCUAGUACGAGUAUUAAUGAACCUUUUUAGACGUCAUCGACAUUAAGAAUAAGAUCAUGGAAUGUUCGAAGAAAAGAGUUGCCCAAUUGUAAGCGAAAAACGGAUAUACAAGUAAAUACAAAUGGUAUACUUGCGUUAUCAGUGGGCUAAAGAUUAUGGGCAUGUUCCUCGAUGAGUAGGUAUCAGUCUGUAAAAUAGAUACCUAUUUAUUUUGUUCAGUCAGGGGAAGACGAAAAAAUACCAUAAAAUCAAAAAAUGUGACAAAAUAAGAUGUAUAACGGUCGUGCAAGUCCUGUAAUACUCGUAGUUCUGCUUUUUGCCAAUGAGUCCUACAAGUCCUGCAGUUGUCCUAUUUUUUAUCACCUUUCAUAAAAAGUCCUGCUUUUUUUCAGUUGAAGAGUGAUAUUCCAAAACUCGCUUUGUCCAUUUUCACAACUUUUCAGGAAAGAGGAAAAACGAUUUUCCUUUAAACGGGUAAAUUGGCUUUUUAGGCGAGUUUAGCACUUUAUUUGGGUGGAUUUAUGAUGUAGGAGUGUAGGUAUACACUUCAUCCACUAAAUACUGCUGAAAAAAAUUUCAAUAAAACUGGACAAAGCGCGUUUUGGAACAUUAUUUUUUUUUAAUUUUCAGUGAAUUGACUAUUUAGGUGAGUUUAACACCUCAUUUUGGUAGGUUGAUGAUGUAGGAAUGUGAGUUAAGACUUCAUCUACCAGGUACUGCUGAAAACCCAACUUUGAUAAAAAUGGACAAAGCGAGUUUUGGAAUAUCACUCUUCAGUUAUAGACUUCAAAUUUUCAUCUUAUUUUUCCUUUUUUUUUGACUUUCGAAAAAAUUUUAUUGAAAAAUACUCAUUUGCGGAAUUUUUUAAAACUUGAAUUAAUGGGGAAAAAGCACCGUUGUCUAAAUUUCAUUGGAAGGUUGCAAAUUUGUAUGGCACACUUGCGACGAUAUUUUUUCAAUGUAGAAAGAAAUAAAAACGAAAAAUUUUGCUAUAGGUAAGUCAAGGUUUAAUGUACAUAUCUACCUAAUAAAAAAAUCAAAGGUGAAACGAAUUGGCCUUCAAUUUAAUAUUAUUGUACAUAUUGUUACCUACCAUUUGUAUUUAUUGUAGCCUAAGUUAAUUUUGAAUAAAUUUACAAAAUAUUCAGUUAAAAA